Thelazia callipaeda (thelaziosis nematode) is the source of this 1248-nucleotide messenger RNA. NCBI's taxonomy places the organism in Eukaryota, Metazoa, Nematoda, Chromadorea, Rhabditida, Thelaziidae. The record is from the annotation of a GenBank genome assembly.
AUGCUGAAUAGUUUAUUUAUUGUCAAUACUUCAGGAGACAUAAUUCUCGAGAAACAUUGGAAGUCUGUUAUUCACCGAUCGAUUUGCGAUUAUUUUUUUGAAGCCCAGAAAAAGGCUGCUUAUCCUGAAGAUGUACCACCUGUUAUAUCAACACCUCAUCACUACCUCAUCAGUACUUACCAUAAUCAUCUCUAUUUGCUUGCCGUCACAGUAUCAGAAACUCCUCCUCUGAUGGUUAUCGAAUUUUUACAUCGAGUAAUUACCACUUUCACUGAAUACUUCGAUGAAUUUACUGAUAAUGCAAUCAAAGAAAACUGUGUCAUGCUUUUUGAAUUGCUCGAUGAAAUGCUCGAUAAUGGUUUUCCCUUAGCUACGGAACUAAAUGUUUUACAAGAACUUAUAAAACCACCAAAUUUUCUACGAAAAAUUACCAAUCAGGUAACAGGUCGAACAAAUGUUUCCGAAGUGUUACCAACUGGGCAACUUUCAAAUAUACCGUGGAGGCGGGUAGGUGUAAAAUAUACAAAUAAUGAAGCUUAUUUUGAUGUCAUCGAAGAAAUUGAUGCGAUUAUCGAUCGACAGGGUGCUACUGUUUUCUCAGAGAUUCAAGGAUAUAUAGACUGCUGCUGUAAACUCUCUGGUAUGCCGGAUCUAGCAAUGACAUUGAUGAAUCCGCGAUUGCUAGAUGAUGUUUCCUUUCAUCCUUGCGUGCGCUUUAAAAGAUGGGAGAAUGAGCGGGUUUUGUCAUUUGUGCCACCUGAUGGAAAUUUCCGUUUACUCUCCUACCAUAUCGGCUCACAGAAUAUGGUUGCAAUACCGGUAUAUGUACGUCACAACAUAACAUUGAAGCCAGGUACCUCCAGUCGACUUGAAUUAACCAUUGGUCCAAAGCAAAGUAUGGGCAAAGUGUUGGAAGAUGUUGUAAUAGAGAUGGCAAUGCCAAAAGCAGUUCAAAAUUGUAUGCUAACGCCGAGUACGGGGAAAUGCUCCUUUGAUCCAACUACGAAAUUACUUCAGUGGAACAUUGGAAAGAUUGAAUUGGGCAAACCUCCGACAUUAAAAGGAAACGUUUCUGUUAGUGGCACAACAAAUCUUGAAACGCCACCAAUCACUGUGUAUUUCAAGAUCAACCAAUUAGCUGUAUCGGGAUUGAAAGUAAAUCGUUUGGAUAUGUACGGUGAGAAAUACAAACCAUUCAAAGGUGUGAAAUAUAUCACCAAAGCUGGGAAGUUUCAAGUUCGAACAUAA